Molecule: messenger RNA, 1022 nt
Organism: Nymphalis io (European peacock)
Lineage: Eukaryota; Metazoa; Arthropoda; Insecta; Lepidoptera; Nymphalidae
Exons: 7
Coding region: 129-920 (263 amino acids)
Biological process (GO): sensory perception of taste
Cellular component (GO): membrane
Source: RefSeq, a predicted model, not a curated record
AAAAAUAUGUUUCAACAGAACAUUCAUCUAGACCAAAAAAAACACAGAUAGCUUAUACAAUUGGAUUGGAAAUUUCAAUUCUAUGGAUAGCGGAAGUUUUUUCUUUGUGUUUUCUUCGACGUCUUACAAUGCUUUUGUCUGUUAUUGGGUGCUUUGUAUUCGGCGCGUUGGUUUUGAUGGAGAGCCAAUUUGCAGUAAUGGCGCUAAAUAUCAAUUCAGUAUUCAAGGACAUAAGGGAACAGCUUAAGAGGAUUUUGUUUCAGCUAACUCAAGAAACAAAUUCUAAAGACAAUUGCGUUACAAUUAAUAAAUUAAGUUAUAAGAAAUCAAACAGUAUUUGGAUACCCAUGACAGAUAUAAACCAGGUUAUAGAUAUGAUGGGGCAUUUCAAACAAUCUUUUAAAGAUAAUAAAAAUACGCCUCGAAUAAAGCUGGCAGGCAGAAUUCGUGUUCUGAACCACAGUUUUGUUUCAACUUGUGCAGUGAUCCGAAAACUGAAUGACGAAGAAAACAUUUUGCUCUUUUUUCACCUUACUAUAUUCGUUAUGCACUUCGCAACAUCAUUAAUCGGUUUAUAUAUUUUUAUUCAGUCAAUAGAAUUUUCAAACUCGAAAUUAUUUAUGCUCAUCGUCGACCUUAUAUGGUUUAUUUGGCAUAUCGUGAAACCCAUGUUGCUUAUUGAACCUUGUCAGCAGACACAGGAUGAGCUUGCAGAGAUAAGACUUCUGGUAGGUCAGAUAAUCUGCCACGUGAACUCGGAAAGUGACCCUCUGCUCGGUGUGAUGGACGCGUUCUUCCAACAAAUUAUUCUGAACGAAACCUCCUAUACAGUCAUAGGCAUAUGUUCCUUAACAAGACAUAUUAUGUCGAAGAUAGUGGGAGGUGCCACGACUAUGUUGUUAAUUUUUAUGGGGACAUAAAUAGCAUUGCGAAGUGUAUAAACCUGAGUAUAUAUUUCGGUACCAAUAGCGCAGUAUGUUUUUUAAUUCUCACCUGUAAUGAAGAUUUUAGUACCUUGGCUA